AUGUUCGACCCGAUAGAAGAAGCAGUAGCGGACAUCAAAGCUGGCAAGUUCGUCGUCGUCCUCGACGAUGAAGAUCGUGAAAACGAAGGAGACCUCAUCAUUGCCGCAUCUCUCUGCACCACCAAGCAAAUGGCUUGGUUCAUCCAACAUACUUCCGGAUUCAUCUGCAUUUCUCUUACCCCGGAACGCAUCGCUGAACUCCAAAUCCCUAUGAUGGUACCAAACAAUACGGAAAAGAACAAGACAGCUUACACCGUCACAGUCGACUACAAGCACGGCACCACAACCGGUAUCUCUGCUCACGACCGUGCCCUCACUUCCCGUCAACUUGCCGACGGAUCGCUCAAAGCGACACCGGAGGACUUCACAAGACCAGGACACAUGAACCCACUACGAUACACAGAAGGAGGCGUAAGGGUGAGAAUGGGCCAUACGGAAGCAAGUGUAGAUUUGUGUAAAUUGGCCGGGUUGCCGCCGGCAGGGUUGCUGUGCGAGUUGGUGGAUCCGGAUGAUGAGCAGGGAGGAAUUGCCAGUAGGGAUGCUUGCUUGAAAUUUGCAAAGAAGUGGGGGUUGAAGGUGACUACGAUCGAAUUGUUGAAGAAGUACAGGGAGAAGACCGAGGGAGAGUUGAGAGCAGAGGUGAAGGCGAGAUUGGUGGGUGACGAAGCAAGGGGCGUCAAGAUGGAUGGACAGAAGGUGGUGCCGCCUACUGCUGCGAAUGAUGUUAUAGCAUGA
Ustilago hordei is the source of this 735-nucleotide messenger RNA. RefSeq names its product putative RIB3 - 3,4-dihydroxy-2-butanone 4-phosphate synthase. Gene Ontology annotation, molecular function: 3,4-dihydroxy-2-butanone-4-phosphate synthase activity. The transcript has a single exon. The record is from RefSeq and is a predicted model, not a curated record. Gene Ontology annotation, cellular component: cytosol; mitochondrial intermembrane space. Gene Ontology annotation, biological process: riboflavin biosynthetic process; aerobic respiration. Bases 1 to 735 code for a protein of 244 amino acids. Lineage: Eukaryota; Fungi; Basidiomycota; Ustilaginomycetes; Ustilaginales; Ustilaginaceae.